This is a messenger RNA of Ahaetulla prasina, 1106 nucleotides long. RefSeq names its product mitochondrial ribosomal protein L24 (gene MRPL24). NCBI's taxonomy places the organism in Eukaryota, Metazoa, Chordata, Lepidosauria, Squamata, Colubridae. The transcript is spliced from 6 exons. The record is from RefSeq and is a predicted model, not a curated record. The coding region runs from base 16 to 963 and encodes 315 amino acids. Gene Ontology annotation, molecular function: RNA binding; structural constituent of ribosome. Gene Ontology annotation, biological process: translation. Gene Ontology annotation, cellular component: ribosome; mitochondrion.
UAGAUCCCAACGUUAAUGCCAACUGGGGAAUUCUGGGGAUGGAAACGCAACCCCCUGACGCAGCCCAGCCACAGCCAUCCUGCCAUCCGCGCCGGCCUUUCCUCCGCCCGCUUGGCAGCCAGGUGGCAGACCGACAAAGCCUCUGCAAGCGGGAUGCGCGAACCGGGAAAGUUGGAAGCGGCUCCUGGCUCGGGAACCCCAGACUGGGACGCUCUGCGCUUUCGGAGCUCUGGGGAGUGCGGCUGCCUGCUAGGACUGCAAAUCCCAGGAUGCACCGCGGCUCGGCCGACACCCGCGCCCCGCCCCGCGCCCCGGGAAGCCGCUUGGAAGCGCCGCGGAGCAGGCACCAUGAGGCUGACGCGGCUGCUGGCCAUGGGGGAGAAGCUGACCCCCCCCUGGGCCGCCGAGCUCGGCUGGGCGGGGAGGAAGGCGCCCCGGAGGAAGAAGCCCGCGCUGCCGCCCAUCCCGGAGGAGGAUUGGCAGGUCUUCCGGGGAGACACGGUGCAGAUCCUGAGCGGGCGCGAGGCCGGCAAGCAAGGCCAGGUCAUCCAGGUGGACAAGGAGCAGCAGUCGGUGCUGCUGGAUCGCCUCAACAUGGGCUACUACUACGCGGACACCUUGGCGGGCAGGACCAUGUUUGCCCGGGAGAAGCCGUUGUCCUUGAAGGAGGUGGGCCUGGUGGAUCCCACCGACAGGCUGCCCACCGAAGUGGCCUGGCGCUACACAGAACAGGGCGAGCGCGUGCGGGUCUCCGUCCGGACAGGCCGGAUCAUCCCCAAACCCAUUGAGCAGAGGGAAGACGGCAUCGUCCCUGAGCUUUGGGUCGAUGGCCCAAAGGACACCUCCACCAAGGACACCCUGGAGAAGACGUACACCCCGUCCUUGAAGACCUUUCAAGAGGAAAUUAUGGAGCGGAUGGGAAUCGUAGAGACACGGCGGCAUAGGAAGUCCUAUUGGUAUUGAGGCUUCUGCUCCUCCCUCCUUCCCUGGGGAGGGAGACGCAGCAGGAGUCAGAGAAGCUCUGCAUUCACACGAGUGUUCACAGGCCGUCUUUUAUUAAAGGCUAAGAAGCAACCAAUAAUAAAUACCCCUUAAUAGAAAAACAA